Molecule: messenger RNA, 521 nt
Organism: Aedes aegypti (yellow fever mosquito)
Lineage: Eukaryota; Metazoa; Arthropoda; Insecta; Diptera; Culicidae
Product: NADPH oxidase 4-like
Exons: 4
Coding region: 1-501 (166 amino acids)
Source: RefSeq, a predicted model, not a curated record
AUGACCCUCGGAAGUACUACUAUCUCACACAUUCAUUCAAUUAUCGUCAACUUCGUGGAUAAUUACGAUGCACAGUUUGACGCCAUCAAUUGGGCCACUGGUAUGGAUGACAGUAAGUUGCGCCUCCUGGUGGCAACACCCACGGGAUUUUCCGGCUGCGUGAUGCUGGUGACGCUGUUCGCAAUAGCCUAUUUCUCGAGUCGACAGAUGCGCGAUCGGUUCUACAACAGCUUCCUGGCAUCGCAUCAUCUUUUCCUGGUGUUCUACGGAAUGAUGUUCUACCAUCCGCUCAGCAACAUCAUCAAACAUCAAACAAAUCUGAAGGCGCACCCGAAUGGUUGCGAUAUUAUCGAUGACCAUGUGUUCAGGAAUGAUUCAGUUCUGCAAGCCAUUUGCAGCGAGGAACCAAAGUUCAGUGCCGGAGACAAAUCGGUUUGUUUCAUGUUUUCCGUUUCUUCAGUAAACAUCCAAACAUAUGUAACAUAUGAAUUAACUAAUUGACGCUUAUAUUGAGCUGUUCG